Molecule: messenger RNA, 1518 nt
Organism: Rhinocladiella mackenziei CBS 650.93
Lineage: Eukaryota; Fungi; Ascomycota; Eurotiomycetes; Chaetothyriales; Herpotrichiellaceae
Exons: 3
Coding region: 1-1518 (505 amino acids)
Biological process (GO): cell wall mannoprotein biosynthetic process; protein N-linked glycosylation
Cellular component (GO): Golgi apparatus; membrane
Molecular function (GO): alpha-1,2-mannosyltransferase activity
Source: RefSeq, a predicted model, not a curated record
AUGGGCUUUGUACAGCGUUUGCUCAAGAACCUUCCCUCAGCUCCAUCCGGGCCCUCUCUUGAAGACUGGAAGGAUGAAAAACCUAAGGCACUGUCACGACUAUCGUUCUUUCGGAGGCGAAUCAGGCUAAAAGGAAACUCAUCCAUAUCCAUACCACUAGGCUUUUUGCUGCUUUUCCCCAGCCUGGUGGUGUUAUUGAUUCUCAUCCUCGUGGUAAAGCAUCCAAGUUCACCGGGACGCAUAUUAGUCCCAGCUGGGACCCCUCCUUCUAUCCGGAAAAUUAGCGAAAAACACGACCGAGUAUUCGCAACAGGGUGUCUGAAUCCCGAAGAAGCCGCGAAACAGCCGCGUGCCAAUGCCGCUUUCGUUGUCCUGGCCCGAAAUAAGGAGUUAGACGGAGUCAUCCAAUCAAUCAAGAGUAUCGAACGACAUUUCAAUCGAUGGUUUCAUUACCCUUAUGUGUUUCUGAACGAUGGGGAAUUUGAACAGGUUUUCAAAGAUACUAUUACGAAUUACACUAGCUCUCCGGUCGAAUUUGGCAAGAUUGAUGCAACAAUGUGGGGAUAUCCGGACUGGGUCGAUCACGAGGUAGCAAGAGAAGGGAUUCGCAAACAGGGAGAUGCAGCAAUCAUGUAUGGCGGCAUGGAAAGCUACCAUCACAUGUGCCGUUUUUAUUCGGGCUUCUUUUACAAACAUGAGUUGUUGCACAAAUAUGAGUGGUACUGGCGCCUCGAACCGGAAAUCAAAUAUUUCUGCGACAUCACCUACGACCCAUUUAUCGAAAUGGCCAAGGCCAACAAGACGUAUGGUUUCACCAUUGCCGUCAAAGAGUUGAAGGAGACUGUCCCCAAUAUCUUCCGCUACGCGUCAGCCUACAAGCGGAAGAACAACCUCAAGUCUCAAGGGCUGUGGGAAAUGUUUAUCGAACCCCAGCCGGAGAAGGAAACCACCCCAGAUGAGAAAAGAGCCAAAACAUUACCCGACGAAAUUUUGCAGACGGAGCCUGGGCACCAAAAUAUCGAGGACAUAGACCCUGAAUCCAUGGAGGGUGAGAAAUACAACAUGUGCCAUUUCUGGAGCAACUUUGAGAUUGCCAGGCUCGAUUGGUUCAGAAGCAAAGAGUACAACGACUUUUUCGAAAUGAUGGAUCGGAGUGGAGGAUUUUGGAUGGAAAGAUGGGGAGAUGCCCCCAUUCAUUCUCUCGCCGCGGGUGCUCUCCUAGCACCUCGUGACAUCCAUUAUUUCCGUGAUUUUGGUUACCGUCACACCACGAUCCAACAUUGUCCUGCAAAUGCACCGGCGAGACAACUUCCACGAAUCCCAUGGCUGGAGAAGACAACUGAGGACGAGAAAGAACGACAGGAAGAGGACGAAUAUUGGGCAACACCCGAUCCGCCUAAGGAGAACGGUGUUGGAUGUCGUUGUCGAUGCGACACCGAUAUUCGAGAUGUGGAAGGGAAAGAAGGGAGCUGUCUUGCCGAAUGGGUAGAAGUCGCUGGUGGUUGGGCUUCGCCUUAA